Miscanthus lutarioriparius is the source of this 603-nucleotide messenger RNA. The record is from the annotation of a GenBank genome assembly. NCBI's taxonomy places the organism in Eukaryota, Viridiplantae, Streptophyta, Magnoliopsida, Poales, Poaceae.
AUGGAGAUGCCGCCGCCUCCUCCUCCUCCUUUUGGUGGCCCCGCCGCCCCCGGUGGAGGCAAGCCUGACAGGAAGACGGUGGAGCGCAACCGCCGGAAUCAGAUGAACGCCCUCUAUUCCCGCCUCGACACGCUCGUCCGUGCCGGCAGCUCGCCGUCGUCUGCAGCCGCAGCGGUGCAGCGUGGGCCACCGGCGAUGACUCAGCCGGACAGGCUGGAGGAAGCGGCGGCCUACAUCAGGCAGACGACGGAGAGAGUGGAGAGGCUCAAGGAGAGGAAGCGGGAGCUGAUGACGUCCGCAAGGGCUCCGUCGUCCCAGGGCUCCGGCUCCGGCUCCUCCUCUGCCGCUGGGGCCGCGGAGGUGGAGGUGCAGCACCUCGGGUCCGGCCUGCACGCCAUCCUCGUCACCGGCGAGCCACCGAGCGAGGGGGCGUCGUUCCACCGCGCGGUGCGCGCCGUGGAGGAGGCCGGUGGCGAGGUUCAGAACGCCCACUUCUCUGUUGUCGGCGCUAGGGCCAUCUACACCAUCCACACGCUGGUCGCAGAGGGUGGCAUUGAGAGGGUGGUACAGAGGUUAAAGGCAGUACUGCGUGGAGACGCAUGA